ACCAUGCAUGAACACAGCAGACCCAUUGCUUUCGUGCUCCCUAUCGCAGCAGCUAUUUAUAUACCCGGCAUCGGAGAGCAUGUUCAAGGCAGGCGUGGCCAAGGCCAAGUUCAUGGGGAGCAGCAACGGCGUCCUCAAGCGCGCGGCCAAGGUGCUGCAGCGGAGCUUGUCUUGCUCCAGGAGCGAUCACCUCGGCAGCAGCCUACCGGGUCGAAGCCUGAAACUGCAGGAGGCCGAUGCGGCGGCGGUGCCGCAGGACGUGAAGGAGGGCCAGUUUGCGGUGGUGGCGGUGUGGGACGAGCAGCGCCGGAGGUUCGUGGUCUCACUGCGCUGCCUCUCCAACCCGGUGUUCCUGAGGCUGUUGGAGCUGGCGGAGGAGGAGUUCGGCUUCCGGCAUGAGGGCGCCAUCGCCAUCCCCUGCCGGCCCAGCGAGUUAGAGAGAAUUAUUAGAGAGCUACCACAGUGACUGUGACUGAAUCUGUACGAGAACCGUAGCCAUCCAUCUUCCAUGGCUCGGAACUUCAAAUAGUCAUGCCAAUUACUGUAAUCGAUGUGAAUCCUCCAUGAUUUUUUUGUGACGAUGAAUAACUGGUUCAAACAGAUCACGCUGGAGCUUGAAAUCUUCAGCGGAAAAGUCAAACAGAACGGGCAACGCUGUAUAUGAAGUCAGCAGUAGACGUCGAAUCAGUCAACCAGGAGGGGAUCUGUGUAGUUAGUCAACGAUCGUGGGCUUAAGGCGAUGUUGAUUUUUGUGGGUUUUAUACCAAAUUAGCCAUAAUGAUUGUCAUAAA
Messenger RNA from Musa acuminata subsp. malaccensis (wild Malaysian banana), 791 nucleotides. Its product is annotated as auxin-induced protein 6B-like. The record is from RefSeq and is a predicted model, not a curated record. Gene Ontology annotation, biological process: response to auxin. NCBI's taxonomy places the organism in Eukaryota, Viridiplantae, Streptophyta, Magnoliopsida, Zingiberales, Musaceae.